Molecule: messenger RNA, 4373 nt
Organism: Anarrhichthys ocellatus (wolf-eel)
Lineage: Eukaryota; Metazoa; Chordata; Actinopteri; Perciformes; Anarhichadidae
Gene: rab20
Product: RAB20, member RAS oncogene family
Exons: 2
Coding region: 3067-3825 (252 amino acids)
Molecular function (GO): GTPase activity; GTP binding
Source: RefSeq, a predicted model, not a curated record
CUCUCCGAGUACGCAUCUUCUCCAUCCUCCUCCAGGCCGUCCACGGCCUCCUCUCCUCCCGCCCCGCCGUCUAUGAACUCCUGAGGAUCAAGAGCGGCCCGGUUGCUCAAAAUCCUCUCCAUGGUGUCAUAAAACUUACAGAUCUUGUGAUACUGUCCGUUGUUGCGGAGAUUACCUUCCUUCGCUAACAAGUACUGUCUCUUGAGGCUUUUGAUCCGCACCCUGCAUUGCUCCGGCGUCCUCUCAAACCCCAUCGCCCCCAGCCUCCGGGACACGUCGCGGUACACGAAGCUGUUUCGGAAGUUUCCAUCCAGCGCCACCUGGAUGUCCUGCUCCCCCCAGAUGUUCAACAAGGUCCUCGUCUCCACGUCCGACCACAAGAAGCCCCGCGUUGUGUUCGCUUGCAUAGCGGGGGUGCAAACCGGCUCGCUUAUGGAGCAAACUGCACCACAAGGAGUUGAAUGGAGCAGUUGACACUGCGGAUUAUAAUGGACGUCUGGUCUGGAUCUUUGCUCUUAGCUGCAUCAAAGCCGCGGGGCAGCGAUAUCCCAAACAGCAACAACUGGCCAUUUAGGUAGCUUAGAAGGAUUAGUGGGUGUAAUAAUGAGGGUUUUUAACUUGGGUACCAUUAUAAUAUCUUGCACAGGUCAACUCUUUGUGCUAGCUAAAGCCCAGACGUCUAUGUUUAUCAUUUUACGUCGUUAACAAGAUGCGUAGCUUCGUAAUUUUGAUUAACUGACCGGGGAUCGGUGUCACCAGCCCCUUUUCUUAACCUUGUGCUCAGUUGGCGGAAUUUCAAAACGGACCUCUGAUCAGUAGUCUGAGGGUAACUUCACCUUUCUCCGCCUGCUCUUCCGUCAGUGCUAGGUGUCUGCGGGGUCCUAGUGCCACCCGUUUACACAGCCGACUGGGCCUUACCAUGUCAACUCCUCGAACAACAGUGGGGGCAGCGCUUUAGCUUAGCUAGCAUUACAGCUACCAGGGCAAUUAAAUUAAAUGUCACAAUGUUUCAUUCACUUUACCUUUCUCGUUCAAACAGACCAGUGUGGCGACAAUUGACAGAGCAACCGUGAAAAGAAAGGCGAGCAUGUGAAUCUCUUGCAGCAUGUUGUUAUCAUUCGUCAACCCCCCCUUGUUGAUCACAGUUAUUCUUACCUAAACUGGAACUGCGUUUCAACGCUGACAACUGUAUACAAACGGUCCUGAUCAUGAGGCGCAUUGACCCAGCACACCAGUACAGGAAGAAGGAGUUGAUGAUGCCUUUAAAGGCGCCUCGGACAAUCCUAGAUCCCAGAUUAUCAACUGCCGCCAAAAGCGGAAGUAGUUUAAAGCUGCACUUCUUCUAAUAGCCGCUAGAUGCUGGUUGGUUGAUGUUCCACCAAAUUAAUCCGAUAUAUUAGGUUACCCUUAAUAAAUUCAAAGACGAUGGCAAAUAUGGGUGAACAUGUGUGCAUAUGUGCAUUUGGGCUGUUUGUAGAUGCAGAUAUGUUCCAACCUUAAAUCAUACACAUCACUUGUUCAACACUACAUUUCUUUGCUCCUUUUUGUAAUUACCAUUGUACCAGUUUUCUUUUUUUUGUAUUAGUUAUUUGCAAGUGUAGCAAUUAAAAGUCACAAACAACAACAACAUGUAUCAAAAAUAUAAAAGCAGGUCACUUUUAUUUACAUAAAAUCAUCUACAUCUACAUCUAAUAUCAUUCAAAAAUCGUCAUAAAAAUGUAUUGCUGUUACAUUUGUUGUCACAUGCUUAGCAGAGGAUGUAUUCAAAGCUCAGUAACUGUGUUUUGAGGCACAAGUAAUGUUAAAAAUAAAAUUGUAGGUGGUUUAAAAUUGGUCGACUAGCAAAUGACACAAAAGUUGGUAGUUUUAAAGAAUAUAAUGUUGCCUGCUCUAAGACUGAAAUGAUUUAGAGCAGAGGUAGGCUACCGUUGUAGUGGCACACUAACACGUGUGCAAGUGAGUUUUUUGGAAAUGUUGAAGUGGCCUCAUACACAUGCAAGGUUGUUGAAUCAGAUGUGGAUGUUUUCAUAAGAAUAGCAGCCUUCUUGUAGUGUGUUCUUAUUUAUAAUUGCCAUAUUUAUAAUUACCAAUGUCCUGAUUAUGGGAGAAAAAUGUUGUUUUUUCAAUAAAAUUACAGAUGCGUUGGUGAUUUUAAUUUGAAUGUGGUGUCGUAAUUAUACUUACUGUUAACCUUAAUGUUGAUAUGGCACACUGAUUAACAAGAGCAUUACACAAUAUCACUCCUUAUCUAAAAGGUUGACAGCCCCUUUUGUAGAGUGAGCCCGGACUUGUGCUUUAUUGUGAUAACGGUAUGGGCCUCUUAGAGGAAGCCUAUUUGUCUUGUUUUGAGGAGUUAUUUUUGCGGUCUGAAGAUCCUGCUUUUUCAAGAGACCCAAGUUCUCUUCAUCAAGUAUUCGUGUGUCAUGGUCAAAUGCAUGCAUUUGGCAAGAUAGUCUAUAAAAAGAUAGCUGUAUUCUGAAGUUGAAAUGUCCCCUAAUCUGGACAUACUAGUAUAGUAUUUAGUAUUUCUUUGCCCUCCUGUUGUGUUUAAUUUGAAUUAUAUGGUCAUUGUGCCUGGCUAUUUCGUCUGAAGUUAAUACCCCCAUUUUGUUCUCUAAACUUUUUUUUAUUUUUUUUUGUGGUAAUAAAAAACUAAAACAUGGAAGAUAGCUGGGGGCGGUUCACACUUUAUGCAAGGGUACAUAGCCUGCCUGUAGCUGAACCUGAAAGGCGUAGCUCAGGGUAACACAAGGGAACAUUGCCUUGUCGGUAGCUGAACCUGAAAGGCGUCGCUCAGGGCCUAAAUCCCUAUCGUCCCACUCCUCACCUACUUCCUGUUUCACCUCAGUCACUUUUCGAAGUUCAGAGUCAGACACCAGAUGGAGAGGAGCCAGCGCUGGACAUCCACUCUGUUACAAAUUAACUCCAGUUCAUGAAAUGGCGUUGGUCUGCGGAAUCCGCGGCCAACCUGACAUUAAGUUGACGAGCUAGAGCGAGUUUCUUUCCCACGGACAAAAGAGAGGGAAGAAAGAGCGCCCCUGCUGCGGGACCCGACGACUCAGCAACAUGCCCGAAGUGUGGAAGAUGAAGAAGCCCGACGUCAAGGUGGUUCUCCUGGGAGACAUGAACGUGGGCAAGACGUCGCUGCUCCACAGGUACACGGAGAGGAGAUUCAAAGACACCAUCAGCACCGUUGGAGGGGCGUUUUUCCUCAAACAGUGGGGACCUUACAAUAUCUCAAUAUGGGACACUGCUGGUCGCGAACAGUUCCAUGGGUUGGGCUCAAUGUACUGUAGAGGCGCCGCUGCUGUCAUCCUCACGUAUGACGUCACCAACUGGCAGAGCCUAGCGGAGCUGGAGGAGCGCUUCCUGUCUCUGACCGACACCGCCAACCAUGACUGCAUUUACGCUCUAGUGGGCAACAAGGCUGAUCUCACGGACCCUAAAGCCCAGCUGUCUCCAGACUCGGACGUGGCGUCUGAGGAGUGCGAGGAGUCUGGUUGCCCCACGCCCCCGGCCUCCCCUGCUUCCCUCUCUGGGAUGACGCUACACAAACAGGUCACCCCCGAAGAUGCGGCGGCACUUUAUGGGAGAAUACUGCGCUACAAGGGCCUGGAGGAGAAGAGCAGCCUGCCCGCCGAGAAGCUGUGCUUCGAGACGAGCGCCAAGACGGGCUACAAUGUGGACACUCUGUUUGAGGCGCUGUUUGAUCUGGUGCUGCCUUGCAUCCUGAGGAAGAGAAAUGAGAACCAGGAGUCUCCUACGGUGGACCUGGAAGAGUGCAGGGGGGCCAGCAACAAGCGGGCCAGGUCUGCCUGCUGCUAGAGGCUGCUACCAGCAGAGACUCGUUUCUAACAAAGGACAAUCUGCACACCACACACUGUGAUGGGACUACUUGUUUUUCUAGACCGGGACCCGAUGGCAUUAAUGAACUCCCGGUGACACAAACACACAUUGUUGAUUCUGUUGGAAAAAGCAGCUUGCAUUUAUAGUGUCUGCUAACUUUUAUAGGAGGGGAAAUGAACGUGUGUUACGUCGUCACGCUACACUUUGAAACCACACUAAUCUCCCAAAAAUGUGUCUGUGAUCAAAUAACACGCAUAAGAAAUCAAUCACUGCUUUUUGUUAAUGUUUUCGAAUGAGAAUGUCACAAAUUUAACAUCACUAAUUGUUAUGUGGCACAUUGCAAUGUGUUUAUUAUAGUUAUUUAAGUUUUCAACAAAUCUUGUUUUCUUUUAUGCUCUGUUACUAUCGUUAAUACAGAUCUUUAUAUCUUUAAGGCACAUUUGGUACUUUUCAAUGAGUGUAAAUAGUUGAUAUACCGAUUUGAAUGUUUAAAUACGCUGUCAUAAUAAAGAUUUUACAGUCUGCCA